AUGGACCGUUUUUCGUGGUCAAAUGGACUCUUGGAAAUAAACGAAACUUUGGUGAUCCAACAACGAGGUGUCAGACUGUAUGAUGGUGAUGACAAGGCUAAACUGGAUGUCGGAGUUGUUUUACUGAGCACCCAUCGGCUAAUUUGGAGGGACAUAAAAAAUCAUGAGUGCUGCAUUUCCAUGCCCCUGUCACAGAUCAUCUUCUUCGAAGAGCAGGCUGCGGGCAUAGGGAAGAGUGCAAAAAUAGUUAUCCACCUGCACCCACCACUUGUCAACAAGGAGCCAGGUCCCUACCAACACAGCAAGUACUCCUACAUCAAGCUAUCCUUCAAAGAGCAUGGGCAGAUUGAGUUUUACAGAAGACUAACAGAAGAAAUGACCCAGAAGAGAUGGGAGAAUACACCAGUUUCACAACCCAUCUCCACAGGAACGGGCAGCCAGGGCGGAAGGACACGUGCAGUGGGAAUUGUUGGCAUUGAAAGGAAGAUAGAAGAGAAGAGGAAAGAAACAGACAAAAACAUUUCUGAGGCCUUUGAGGAUCUUAGCAAGUUAAUGGUGAAGGCCAAAGAGAUGGUGGAGGUGUCCAGAUCUAUAGCUAACAAGAUUAAAGACAAGCAGGGGGACAUAACAGAGGAUGAGACCAUCAGGUUUAAGUCUUACCUUCUGAGCAUGGGUAUUGCUAACCCCGUUACCAGGGAAACACAUGGCUCAGGUACACAUUACCAUAUGCAGCUGGCUAAGCAACUGGGAGACAUGCUACAGGCUCCCCUAGAGGAGCGUGGAGGUAUGAUGGCUCUGACUGAGGUGUACUGUCUUGUCAACCGAGCUAGAGGGAUGGAGUUAUUAUCUCCAGAAGAUUUGGUAAACGCAUGCAAGAUGUUUGAGUCGCUGAAGCUCCCACUGAGGCUACGUGUGUUUGACAGCGGUGUGAUGGUGGUCCAGCUGCAGUCUCACAGCGAAGAGGAAAUGAUAGCCUCGGCACUGGACAAUGUGUCAGAGAAGGGUUCACUGACAGCAGAAGAGUUUGCAAAGCUUUUGGGACUCUCUGUUCUUCUGUCAAAAGAACGGUUGCUGCUGGCUGAGAAGAUGGGUCACUUGUGUAGAGAUGACUCCGUUGAGGGUUUAAGAUUUUAUCCAAAUCUGUUCUAACCUGUUGAGAUGCGUCAUUAACAAAAAGUUAAUGUCUCUGCUAAUAGACUGUUGCAUCAGAACAAUCUUUUCAUGUCUGUCCACUGGUUUACAGCAGCCAAAGUAUCUGCUGUAUUUUGUCUACAGUAUUACGCCUCACCCGUCAGGUUGUGAAGUUGAGACUACUCUUGUACUGAAUCUGGAGGAGAUAACUUUAACAGUCAUAUCAAAAGUGUCUAUCAAGUCUCGCCUCAUGUCCACUGUCCAAUCAGACCGUCUGUAAAUGUAAUGGCUUUUUCUAGCAAGACAAGACCACGAUACUGUAAAUAAACUACCUGAUCUGCUUUCA
Sphaeramia orbicularis (orbiculate cardinalfish) is the source of this 1477-nucleotide messenger RNA. It is a transcript of the gene vps36, whose product is annotated as vacuolar protein sorting 36 homolog. The record is from RefSeq and is a predicted model, not a curated record. Gene Ontology annotation, biological process: protein transport to vacuole involved in ubiquitin-dependent protein catabolic process via the multivesicular body sorting pathway. Lineage: Eukaryota; Metazoa; Chordata; Actinopteri; Kurtiformes; Apogonidae. Gene Ontology annotation, molecular function: ubiquitin binding; phosphatidylinositol-3-phosphate binding. The transcript is spliced from 14 exons. Bases 1 to 1149 code for a protein of 382 amino acids. Gene Ontology annotation, cellular component: ESCRT II complex; late endosome membrane.